AUGAUGUCUUCUUGCGUCUAUAUAAAAUUGCUUUUUAUAUUAUUUGUGAUAUUCUACGCAGAGUCGUUUAACAAUGACAAAAAAUGCGCGGCGAGACCGUACUUUAAUAAAUCGGUAGUAUGUGUGUGUAAUGCAACCUAUUGUGAUGAAGUAACUCGAGAGGAAAUCGCUUGUGGCCAGUAUAUAUGGUAUACAUCAUCAAAAGCUGGAAAACGGUUUGAAAAGUAUGUUUCCAGUUUGCAGUACUUUCCACCCUCAGUUGAAUAUCAAUACAGUACCCUGGAGUUGGACCUCAAUACGAGGUAUCAGACUGUAGAAGGUUUCGGUGGAGCCGUCACGGAUGCAGUUGGAAUCAACUGGUUGAACCUAACCAAUCCGCAACUUAAACAACAUUUCAUUAACUCAUACUUCAGCGAUAAGGGUCUGCAGUACAGCAUGAUGCGAGUACCUAUAGGAGGUAGUGACUUCUCUACCCAUGUGUACGCAUACAACGAGUACCCAGAAAACGAUGUUAAACUUAGUAACUUCAGUCUUACUUAUGAAGAUUACACCUACAAGAUUCCAUUCAUUAAAGCUGCAUCCGCAGUGGCCAAAACACCAAUCCACAUCGUAUCUAGCACGUGGUCACCCCCCAAGUGGAUGAAGAACACUCACAAAUUCUUAGGCAUCAGUCGCCUCAAAGAAGAGUUUUUCCAAACCUAUGCAGAUUAUCAUAAAAAAUUUAUCGAAAAAUAUGAGGAGGAAGGUAUCCCAAUUUGGGGCAUUACUACCACGAACGAGCCUCUAGAUGGUGCGGCGAUGCCUCCGAAGUUUAACUGUUUGGGUUGGACUGUGCAAACUUUCGGCCAAUGGAUAAAGGACAAUUUGGGACCGACGAUAAAGAACUGGAAACCAGAAGUAAAUAUAUUAGCUGUAGAUGACCAGCGGCUAGCUAUACCAUUGUGGUUUGAUGCUGUGGUCGAUUGGAACCCAGGGUCACUGAAGUACGUAGAUGGCAUCGCAGUACACAGUUACAUGAACAAAUAUAUACCACCCGAUAUAUUGACUAGAACGCAGGAGUUGUAUAAAAAUCAAUUCAUAUUGACGACGGAAUUCUGUGAAGGAGCCAUGCCGUGGCAGCAGCCGAAGGUGGACUUGGGAUCAUGGGACAGAGCUGUGACAUAUAUUCUUAAUAUUCUGGAAGACCUCAACUACAACUUGAUUGGGUGGAUUGACUGGAACUUAUGCCUGAACAGCGAAGGUGGUCCAAACUGGGUGCAGAACUUUGUAGAUUCCCCUGUGAUUGUGUUCCCGGAGAGGGGUGAAUUUGUCAAGCAGCCCAUGUUUUACGCGAUGGGACAUUUUUCCAAAUUCAUCCCAAGGGGCUCAAUACGGAUACAAGUGAAGGAAUUGAGCAACGCGACUAUCAAUAAUGUAGCUUUUAUAACACCGUACAAUACCGUAGUCGUUGUACUAUAUAAUGACAAAAGUGUAAACAGACUAAUACGGUUGAAGUUGGGAAUCAAACAGGCGUCCGUUUUGGUGGAAGCAGACUCUGUCACCACAGUCGAAAUACCAAAUGGAUGUGGUUAG
Molecule: messenger RNA, 1572 nt
Organism: Achroia grisella
Lineage: Eukaryota; Metazoa; Arthropoda; Insecta; Lepidoptera; Pyralidae
Product: lysosomal acid glucosylceramidase-like
Exons: 12
Coding region: 1-1572 (523 amino acids)
Biological process (GO): glucosylceramide catabolic process
Molecular function (GO): glucosylceramidase activity
Source: RefSeq, a predicted model, not a curated record